This is a messenger RNA of Myxozyma melibiosi, 911 nucleotides long. Its product is annotated as N-anthranilate isomerase. Gene Ontology annotation, molecular function: phosphoribosylanthranilate isomerase activity. The record is from RefSeq and is a predicted model, not a curated record. Gene Ontology annotation, biological process: L-tryptophan biosynthetic process. The transcript has a single exon. Lineage: Eukaryota; Fungi; Ascomycota; Lipomycetes; Lipomycetales; Lipomycetaceae. Bases 139 to 822 code for a protein of 227 amino acids.
AGUACGAAUCACUUACUGCUGACAUAAAUAAUAAGCUUUAAAGAUUUCAAAUCCAUCUCGAUAUCCGGUCUACAUCCUUAUCCGCUCUUUUGUAUAUAGUCUACUUCCUUUCUGAAGGAUCAAGAAUCACUCUACACAAUGACAGAGCCUUCACAGCGACCGCUUGUCAAAAUAUGUGGCACGCGAACUGUCGAAUCGGCACAGGUCGCCAUACAAGCCGGCGCCGACCUCAUCGGUAUGAUUUGUGUUCCAAACGUCAAGCGGACAGUCUCAUCAGACCAAGCGAAAAAGAUCUCGCGAGCGGUUCGCGAGUUUAGAGAAUCUCGGCCUGAACACAGGCUAUUGCCGCCUGACGAUGUUGACGCGUGGUUCACUGGCCACGUUGAGAAUUUCAGAAAUCGGGCGCCGCUUGUCGUUGGCGUAUUUCGAAAUCAGCCAUUGGAGGAAGUGUUGGCUAUUCAGAAGGAGUAUGAGCUUGAUAUCGUUCAGCUACACGGCUCGGAGCCUCUUGAGUGGGCGAACUCAAUCCCCGUACCGGUCAUAAAGAAAUUCGGUCCAACUGAUGAAGAUAUUCUAAAGCCUGGCUUGCAUUCGCUCGCCCUUCUCGACGGAGGCGGUGGUGAAGGCAAACUUCUAGCAUGGGAUGAACUGCCUGGUGCUGGUAGUUUCAUAUUAGCUGGUGGUUUAACACCCGAGAAUGUGGCUACAGCUAUCAAACUUCCUAAUGUCAGUGGCGUGGAUGUCUCGAGUGGAGUAGAGACGGAUGGGAAGCACGAUCAUCAAAAGAUCCAGCUUUUUAUCAAAAACGCUCGCGAUUCAUAGAGAUUUUUGUUAGCUUGAUAUUCAUUGUAUUAUAGGCGCUUGGGUGAAUCAAAAUGUGGCUUUUCAAUUGUCCAGAAUAUAUACACAAA